CAAUUGACCUGGAUAAACUAACUAACGAAGGAUUUCUUAGAAAUGCCUGGGGCUAUCUGAUAAGCUUUGAAGGAAGUGCAGUACUGCAAUAUCUCAUUUGACAUUCUGACACUAACGAGGAAUCACGGCUCAAACAACCUGGGCGUAAAUUAGUUUCAGUCGUUGACAACUUGACCUCUGAAGACAACUCUUAAAAAUGGAGAUCCAACCUCAGGAGCCUCAGGAGAUUCAUACCAAUGAAGGAUUUGAAAAAGAUUCACCCUCAAGUGGACCGAUCAGCAUCAACCACCCCAAGGAGGUCAAACUCUCUGACUUGGACAAAGAUCCCGAAGAGAGGGAGAAUUGGGGCAACCAAUGCGACUUCUUCUUGUCGGCCUUAGGCUAUGCCGUGGGCUUGGGCAACGUGUGGCGGUUUCCAAUGCUGGCCUAUCAAUACGGCGGAGGCGCUUUCCUAAUUCCUUACACUUUCAUGCUUAUUUUCGUUGGAUUGCCGUUGUUCUUCAUGGAGUUAGCCUUGGGCCAGUAUUCUGGGGCUGGGCCGACGAGGCUAUUCGGCCGCUUAGCGCCAGCUUUCAAAGGUCUGGGCUUCGGAAUGAUGGGAGCCACCUUUUACGUGGCCAUCUAUUACAAUGUCAUCAUUGCGUGGGCCAUCUACUAUUUGGCGGGAAGUCUGAACUUCUUCCAAGACCUGCCAUGGAACAGUUGUACCUCAGAUGCGUGCUUCGACAAUGGCACCUUGAACAACGCCCAGAACAAUUCCGUCUCGGCACCUCAAGACUACUUCAAUGUUGGUCUGUUGGGCAUGGAUUGGGACACGAGUUUCUGCAACUAUGGUAGCAUCAGAUGGCUCCUUGUGCUUUGCCUUUUCUUUGCUUGGUUCAUUGUGGGCGGAAGUCUGAUCAAGGGGGUGCAAUCCUCUGGGAAAGUGGUGUAUUUUACGGCGCUGUUCCCUUUCGUGGUACUGUUCAUCCUCUUUGUUCGAGGCAUUUUUCUCCCUGGGGCAUUGGAGGGAAUCUACUUCUAUGUCAACCCGGACUUUUCCCAACUAGCCAAUGUUCAGAUUUGGCAAGCGGCUGCAACUCAGAUAUUCUAUUCCUUAGGACCAGCCUUCGGCGGUCUCAUCACAUUAUCAAGUUACAACCGCUUCGACAACAAUUGCCAUCGAGACGCCGUUCUGAUCGCGUUCUGCAACUGUGGAACCUCCGUGUUUGCUGGAUUUGUCGUAUUUUCCAUUCUGGGCUUCAUGGCCCACAUCAAGAACCUAGCCAUUAAAGAUGUAGUAGCUGGGGGUCCUUCUUUGGCCUUUGUGGUCUUCCCCGAGGCCGUUUCGGCCAUGGCGGGAUCGCAUUUCUGGGCCCUUCUGUUCUUCGUCAUGCUCAUCACUUUGGGACUGGAUUCGAUGUUCACCUUGGUGGAAACUCUCACAACUGCGGCCAUGGACCACUUCAAGUCCCUCCGACCCUACAAAGGUCACACCGUGGCUGCCACUUGCUUGGUAGGGUUUUUCUGCGGCAUUCCCAUGUGUUUCCCGGGGGGCAUCCACCUAUUCACAUUAUUAGACAGCACCUGCGCCUCAUGGAACAUUAUCCUAUUUGCUUUGUUGGAGGUGAUUCUCAUUGCCUGGGUCUAUGGGUUCAACAACUUUUUUAACAACAUCCAAGAAAUGGGAAUGCGUAUGCCAAAUGUGGUUAGAUUGUAUUGGACCGCUUGUUGGACUGUUAUAACGCCCUUAAUCCUUCUUGCCAUCCUCAUUGGACAAUGGGUCCAGUUUAAACCAGUAGAAGGAGUGAAUAUGGACAAGUCUGCUUAUGUAUUCCCUGGAUUUUUCCAAGGUAUGGGGGUUCUCAUUGCGUGCUCGACUGUUAUCCUCUUGCCGUUGCUGACUGUCCGACAGUUUCUGAAACGGAAAUACGCCAACAAGCCCGUUGGUCGAGCCAUGUUCAAAACAACACCGAAAUGGAAGCCCAUCAAGAGUAUAGGGAACUCGUUCUCAAUUUAAGACUCAUUCAACUCAAAAAAGGCGUUUGUCCGUCCAUCCAGUUAUUAGUUCUGGGGAAUGCUUCGGAACUCUUGAAAGUCAUGAACGGCCUUGAAUGGAAUUAGAGUGGCCACAUCCCUCAUUCAACGCCCGUCGAACUCUCUAUCUAUCAAUCAAUCCUUACAUUGUUCAGCAUUAAAAUCCCAUUACUCAUCUUC
Messenger RNA from Tigriopus californicus, 2196 nucleotides. Its product is annotated as sodium- and chloride-dependent glycine transporter 2-like. NCBI's taxonomy places the organism in Eukaryota, Metazoa, Arthropoda, Copepoda, Harpacticoida, Harpacticidae. The transcript has a single exon. The record is from RefSeq and is a predicted model, not a curated record. Gene Ontology annotation, biological process: sodium ion transmembrane transport. Bases 197 to 1999 code for a protein of 600 amino acids. Gene Ontology annotation, cellular component: membrane.